AUGACGACGUACGGCACAAUUCCGACCUCAUCAUCAGGAGGCACAAACCUCGAAUACCUUUCCCGCGCAAAAGAAAGACUCAAAUCUGGCCUAAGCACUCGUCGGCCAUGGAAGGAGAUGUUCAAUAUCCGAUCAAUCAACCUUCCGUCGAGCUUCCGCGACGCAAUCGGACGGAUCAGAACAAACAUAGGGUACUUCAGCAUGAACUACGCCAUCAUAGUGCUAAUAAUUCUGUUUCUGAGUCUUCUUUGGCACCCGAUCUCUAUGAUUGUGUUUAUUGUCUUGAUGGCCGUUUGGUUGUUCUUGUAUUUUCUUCGUGAUGAGCCGUUGAUGAUUUUCGGCCGUACGAUCGGUGAUCGUGUGGUGCUGAUUGUGUUGUCGGUUGUCACAAUCGUUUUGCUGCUGCUGACUCGCGCUACGUUGAACAUACUGGUGUCGCUGUUGGUUGGAGUAGUGGUGGUGCUGAUUCAUGCGGCGUUGAGGAAGACUGAUGACUUGUUCUUGGAUGAAGAGGCCGCUGGGACUGGUGGCUUGUUAUCCACUGCUUCUCCUUCUUAGAAGGUGUUCGUGGUGGUAGAGGCCAACACUCUACUAUGGCUCAUCAUUGGCGAUUUUAAUGAAAUCCUGGACCCCAAUGAUAAGCUGGGUGGAUUACCAUUAAAGCAGUAAUAGGGUAGUUGAGUACAAGGACUGUAUGGAUCACUGUAACAUGUUAGACCUGGGAUUCACAGGGGCUCAUUUUACCUGGACAAAUGCCAGAGGGGCCAACGGACUUAUCAUGGAAAGACUAGAUAGGGCUUGGAGUAACCCUGAGUGGCUUGUAUUUUUCCCACAACAAAUAUUUGCCACAUGACUAGAACUGACUCAAACCAUUACUGUUGCCAAAAAGGGUUUGGAGAGAAUUGGGAAUUCCAGAAUCAGUGCUUCCUUCAUGGACCUAUACCCUUUUCUCCUUGCUUCUCUUCAACUGCAUAUCCAAGGCCGAUUCCAAUUAUGCCAAUUUACCAUGGAAAAUCCUUUUCCCUUGUACUUGUGCUAGCCUCUGCCAAACCAGGAAUAAGAGAGUUUUAGAGGUGAGAUCCUUACUGGCCAACAAUUUGCCAAACAAACCACAACCACGAUUAACCAGGCCCUUGAAGUCUGAGGCAUUGGUAGAAUGGAAGCCCCCGCCAGUUGGCUGGGUGAAAUUAAAUACAGAUGCGGCAGCCCUGGGGAAUAGCAGGGGCUAGUGGUGUGUGCAAAGACUGUAGGCGUAUGCUCUGGGGUUUUUUGAGCAAACUUGGAACCGCUACUAGUCUUGCUACUGAGCUUUGGUCUCUCAAACAAGGGUUAUUCAAAGAUUAUGAUCAACGUGGACGCACAGCUGGUGAUGGACCUCUUGAUGAAACCAACUUCUGAAGACCAUGCUCACAGUCCAAUUCUUGCUGAUUGCAGAUGAAUGAUGGCGAGAUUCUUGGAGGUGCAAGCUCGUCAGGAAGUAAGGGAAACAAAUAAAGUUGCGUAAAUUUUAGCUAAAAAGGGGGCAAUAGCCAAUGAAGACUUGUUUGUUUUUUUGGACCCUAUGAAAUGUAUUAUAACCAGCUUUAGGCUGAUAUGAUGGGUGUGAUACCCAAGACUCUUAUGUUCUAAUUAAUUAUGGUAUGCUA
Molecule: messenger RNA, 1646 nt
Organism: Ilex paraguariensis (yerba mate)
Lineage: Eukaryota; Viridiplantae; Streptophyta; Magnoliopsida; Aquifoliales; Aquifoliaceae
Source: the annotation of a GenBank genome assembly